CGUCGGGUCAUUCUGCAUAGACCUACACGCCUCAAACGGGCCAGUUGUACCUCUCCUCUGUUUUCUGGUUAGCAAAAAAUGCUCGCUGUGUAACUAGCCUGGUGUUUUUCAUUCAGUCAGCAUGCAAUCUUUUCUAGUGAGGGAGUUUUGAGGCAAGGAGACUUAACCACAAGUUAGCUUUAUGAGGAGGGAAGCCUGGGAAAAGACUGUCAGACGAAACGCUCCUGUGCACAGUUCAGGAGGAAAUGUCAGUGUCCAAUUGAUUUAAUAAAGACUUUCAACCUGAUAUUGCUGUUUCUGGGCAUACCUAAGGAAGCGGCUCAAGCGCUGGAAGUAAUACCUUUUGUGACUGAAGCUAAGAGAGACCAUCUUGACAGUCCGGAAUGUGAGGGGGUAUCCCGAACCACACGUCAAGUGGCACAGAGAUGGGAAGCCUCUGACGCCGGGAGACCAUCACGCCAUGGAGCAGAGUCCUCGGGGGGGGUUCAGCCUGGUGGUCCGGACCGUCCGGGAGGAGGACGCCGGCCGCUACACCUGCCACGCUGUCAACGAUGCCGGAAGCUGUCAGGUCACUGUGGAUCUCACUGUGGAAGGAACUGCAGAGAGAAGAUUUUACCUCCCAUCCUCCACCAGGACAGCAGGGGGGCGAACUCCUGUUGUGGAGAACCGGCCCAGUAUUUGGGGCGAAAGCCCACCAAAGUUCGUAACAAAGCCCUCACGCCUCUAUCUCAGGGAGGGCCAGAGCGGCAAGUUGUCUGCCAAGAUCACAGGCCGUCCCCAGCCUCAGGUCCUGUGGCUCAGGGGGGAGACGGAGCUACCGUCCGGUGGGAGGUUCAGCACGUUCGAGAGGCUGGGGGUCCAUUACCUGGAAAUCACCGAUGCACGAGCGGAGGAUGCAGGGACGUACACGUGCUUCGUGGUCAACAGUGCCGGCAAGGCUACAGCAACAGCAGAGCUGAUGGUUCAAGGUUCCUGUACUGAAGGAGACACCAGCAGUCUGGCUGCUUCUGUCUCUGCGGUGCCAAAAACAACCGAGCCGCUUCCAGUCAAGCACACAAGCCGCCCGGUACGCGAUGACCCGCCAACUGGGAUGGCGGAGAGGAAGGAGACUGCCGAGGGGCUGAGGACCGGCGUACAACCCCAGAAAUUCCUAUCCGAGGCCAUGGUGGAGCAUCCCAGCAAGGCCAGGGAACUGGGUUCGAGUCAGUCGCCUAGGCCUGGCUCUGAUUCUCGUACCGGAGGCAAGUUCGGACGGGCAGGGAGCAGCGCUGAGCGCGUGGUCCCGGAAACCGCAUCCCCCGAGCCUGUCAGGGAGGUCCGGAGGUUCGGAAGGGACAGCGGGUUUGAGGAGACCAGAAGCCCACCCCUGUUUGACCUUCAGCCACAGAGUCAGGAAGUGUUGGAGGGAUCAAAGGUCACAUUCAGAUGCCAAGUCUCAGGUGUUCCAGCUCCGACCCUGAGCUGGAUCAAAGACGGACUGGUUCUGAGAGGAGGCGCAGGCCUCCGAAUCCAGCAGGAGGGGAACCUGCACCUCCUCUGUCUGGACAGAGUUCGCAAGGAGGACAGCGGGAGCUUUGGCUGCGCAGCGACGAACAGCAAGGGACAGGCUUCUGCGACCUGGACACUCCUUGUCAAGAGCACCAGAGCGGACGGCCGGGCUCCGGUCUUCAGCAGUGUGCUGCAGGAACGCACGGUGAACGAGGGCCAGGAUUUCGUCCUCCGGUGCUCCGUACAGGGCAGGCCUUCGCCACGCAUCACCUGGCUCCUGAAUGAUCAGCCCAUCACGCUGGCCUGCUGCUCAUACGAGGCCGGAGAUGCGCGUCUGGAGGUUCGUGGUGCCCAGCUUGGGGAUGCUGGCUCCUACACGUGUGCGGCUGAGAACACUCACGGGAGGGCUGCGUGUUCGGCCGCUGUGAUUGUCAGAGAGAGGAAGACUUCUGUAGGGACGAAGCAUGGGAAGGCGAACGAGGCCAAGAAGCCGCUGGCCCCCGCCUUCCUGAGGGGACUGGCGGACAUGAAGGUGUUGGACGGCAGCCGCGUCUGCAUGACGGUGAAGGUGGCAGGCAACCCCCAGCCCCAGGUUGCGUGGCUGCACAAUGGCCAAGAGGUCCAAGAGUCGGAGGACUUCCACUUUGAGCGGAGGGGCAGCGAGCACAGCUUGGUGAUCCAGGAGGUUUUCCCAGAGGACACUGGGAAAUAUACUUGUGAGGCGUGGAAUGAGCUGGGGGGAGCCCACACUGAUGCCACCCUCACGGUACAAGAACCCCAGGAUGGAGUCCAGCCUUGGUUCAUCACCAAGCCCAAGUCCCUGACGGCCUGCUUGGGUCAGCAUGCACUGCUGUCCUGCGCCAUCGCUGGGGACCCCUUCCCACAGUUCCAGUGGAAGAAGGCUGGCCGGGUUUUAUCCUCAGGCUUGGACUAUGAGGUCCUGCAGAAGGAGGACGUGGUGUCUCUGCUCAUCAGGAGGGUGAAGGCUCACCAUGCUGGGGACUACGAGAUCAGCCUGAAAAACAAAGUCGGGGACUGCAGCUGUGUGGCCCGUGUCCUGCUCAGCGAGGAGCCUGUUGGGUGCACAGGGUCUGUGGCGAGUCCCCCCCAACUAGGGGCAUGUCAGGGUGCUGGGGGAGUGGACAGCCCAGAGCAAGGCGGAGGCACCGAGCGUGAGGAGCAGGAGCAGGAGUCCGAAGAGUCACUGGACAGCAAGAGCCUCCUGAAGAGGCGCGUGGAAACGCGGCAGCACGGAGAGGAGCACAUCCGGCAGCAGGAGGCCGAGCAACGCGACUUCCGAGGAGUGCUGGGCAGGAAGGUCGAUACCAAGAGCCUUUCCGAGGAGGACCUGAAGGAGAUUACCGCCGAGCAGAUGGACUUCCGGGCCAACCUCCAGCGGCAGGUGAAGCCCAAGACCCUGUCUGAAGAUGAGCGGAAGAUCAACUCGCCUCAGCAGGUGGACUUCCGUAGCAUCCUGGGGAAGAAAGGGGCCGGAGGGCCCAAGGCCGAUCCUGGCAAGGUGGAGCCGCCCAAAAAUGCCACGACUGAUUUUCGUUCUCUGCUGAGCACCAAGAAGAAGCCAGCGGCUGUGGAGAACAACACAGAGAUCCCGGCGCCCAAGGAAGCACCCAAGGUGGCACCUAAGGAGGUACCCAAGGUGGCACCUAAAGAGGUACCCAAGGAGGCGCCUAAGGUGGCACCUAAGGAGGUACCCAAGGAGGUGCCUAAGGUGGCACCUAAGGAGGUGCCUCAGGUACCCAAGGUGGCAUCUAAAGAGGUACCCAAGGAGGCGCCUAAGGUGGCACCUAAGGAGGCACCUAAGGAGGUGCCUCAGGUACCCAAGGUGGCACCUAAAGAGGUACCCAAGGAGGCGCCUAAGGUGGCACCUAAGGAGGUGCCUCAGGUACCCAAGGUGGCACCUAAAGAGGUACCCAAGGAGGCGCCUAAGGUGGCACCUAAGGAGGCACCUAAGGAGGUGACCAAGGAUGCACCCAAGGAAGUACCCAAGGAGGCACCCCAGGUACCCAAGGAGGCACCCAAGGAGCUGUCAAAGAAUGACAUCAAUUGCGUGGACGGCAGGAUUAAUGGGCAGAAGAAUGGUGGCGUGGGGAUGGCGCCCGUCCUCACUCAGGCGCUGAGCGAUGUCAGUGUGCUGGACGGGGAGCGCCUGCAGCUGGAGUGCCAAGUCAGCGCCGAGCCGCCGGCCACCAUCACCUGGACACUGGAUGGGAAGGUCAUCAAGCCCUCCAAAUUUAUUCUGCUCUCUCAGCAAGGAGGCCACUGCUUCCUGACCAUUGACAAGGCCCUUCCAGAAGACGAGGGACAGUACAAAUGUCGAGCUGAGAAUGCCGCGGGGAGGGUCGAAUGCGCCUGCAUGGUCCUGGUGGAUGAUCCCGAGGACACGAGCGCGACAGCAGCGGACAAGAAGACCAGAAAGACGGCUCCCACCACGGAGAAUGAGGCAAGAAUAAAGAAGAAGCCAGCGCCGAAGACUCCUCCAAAACAGGGCACCCCACCUCAGGUCAUCCAGUUCCCUGAAGACAUGAAGAUCUUAGCGGGAGAGAAAGUGGACCUGCUCUGCAAGUUUGGAGGUGCUCCACCUAUCACCUGCACCUGGCUAAAGUUCAGGAAGCCGAUCCCAGAAGGGAAAGAUGACAUGAAAAUGGAGACCACCGAGUCCAGCAGUCAACUGACCAUAUACCCCACCAAGCCAGAUCACAGUGGCUGUUACACCAUUGAGCUGCAGAACAAGUUUGGCACCAAGCAGGCAUCACUCAACCUCACCAUCGUGGACAAACCCGACCCCCCUGCCCGGGUACCAGCAGCCUCGGAUAUCCGCAAGUCGAGCCUGACUCUCUCGUGGUACGGCCCCACCUACGAUGGAGGCAGCGUGGUCCAGUCCUACAACCUGGAGAUGUGGAACUCGGUGGACAAAGAGUGGAAGCCGCUUACCUCCUGCAAAAGCACCUCCUUCAAUGUCCAAGACUUAAUGGCAGACAGGCAGUACAAGUUCCGGGUACGAGCCGUCAACAUUUAUGGCACUGGGGAGCCCAGCGCUGAGUCGGAUCCAGUAACUGUUGGAGUGGAAGAAGAAGAGAAGAAAAAAGUCGAGGAAGAGGAGGAACCUGAAGCUUCUGAUGAAGAAACGGAACCAGAGUACAGAGAUGUGGUCAUUAAAACCGACCAAACAGUCAAGGAUUUCUAUGACGUGGAGGAACGGCUUGGGACGGGGAAAUUUGGACAAGUGUUUAAACUGGUGGAGAAGUCCAGUAAAAAAGUGUGGGCUGGGAAGUUCAUCAAAGCGUUCUCGGCAAAAGACAAAGAGAGUGUGAGACAGGAGAUCGGCAUCAUGAACUGCCUGCACCACCCCAAGCUGGUCCAGUGUGUGGACGCCUUUGAGGGCAAGUCCGACAUAGUCAUGGUCAUGGAGAUGAUCUCUGGGGGGGAGCUGUUUGAGCGGAUCAUCGACGAGGACUUUGAGCUCUCGGAGCGGGAGGUCAUCAAGUACAUGCUGCAGAUCAUCGACGGCGUUAAUUUCAUCCACAACCAGGACAUCGUCCACCUGGACCUAAAGCCCGAGAACAUCAUGUGUGUCAACAAGACGGGUAGCAAGAUCAAGCUCAUCGACUUCGGCCUCGCCCGUCGAUUAGAAAACUCAGGAUCCCUCAAGGUUCUUUUUGGGACACCAGAAUUUGUGGCUCCGGAGGUGAUUAACUAUGAGCCCAUCAGCUAUCAGACCGACAUGUGGAGUAUAGGAGUCAUCUGCUACAUCCUGGUGAGCGGACUUUCCCCCUUCAUGGGAGAUGACGACAAUGAAACACUGUCGAAUGUCACUUCGGCCACGUGGGACUUUGAGGACGAGGCCUUCGACGAAAUCUCCGAGGAGGCCAAAGACUUCAUCAGCAAACUUCUGAAGAAAAACCUAAAAGCUCGGUUGACAUGUCCUCAGUGCUUAGACCAUCCCUGGCUGAAGCAAGACACAAAGACUAUGGAGGCCAAGCAGCUUUCAAAAGAGAGAAUGAAGAAGUACCUUCUGAGGCGGAAAUGGCAGAAAACGGGUCACGCAGUCCGAGCCAUCGGCCGACUGUCCUCCAUGGCCAUGCUGUCAGGCAUCAGCGCAAAGAAGGGUGGUUCUCCCACCGGAAACCCGACUGAAGAUGAUCUGGCCAACCAGCUGCUGGAGACCGUUGAGGAUGAAGAAAAGCCUCACGCGAAGCCCAUCUUCAUCACCGUCAUAAAGGACGUGGAGGUCGUAGAGGGCAGCGCCGCUCGCUUCGACUGCAAGAUCGAGGGAUACCCUGACCCAGAAGUGGUGUGGUACAAGGACGAGCAGCCCAUCAAGGAGACGCGCCACUUCCAGAUAGACUACGACGAGGAAGGGAACUGCAGCCUGGUCAUCUCCGAGGUGUCCAGCGAUGAUGACGCCAAGUACACCUGCAAGGCCGUCAACAGCCUGGGUGAGGCCACCUGCACGGCGGAGCUCCUCGUGGAGUUCAUGACCGAGGAAGAAGGAGAGGAUGCCGGGGAGGAGGGGGAGGAGGAAUAGAAGAAAGACAUGUGAACUCCUUCGCCAGUGAACUUAUCCAGUUUUCAUGACCGCUUGCUUCCUCUGACAGACUGACCAAUGGGGGAGCACACUUUCAUCACACUGUCCCUAUGAUCCUGCACUUUCUCCUAUAACAGUAAUAACAUAUAUCCGGCCUUAAUUGAUACUGCAACAUCAUCGACAUUCCAGCGAUGUUCCAACCGGUUUAGUAGCAGGUAUUCCCAUUCCGCACUUCGCCAAAGAGGUUUAGAAAAUCCGAAGAAGCCAAACUUGACAUCCACUUCUGAUUGUGUGUUUUCCUUUCAGCGUGAUGUUUUGAAGUUGCUGAGAUGUUUGCCCCCCUCUUUUGAAAUUGUGUUUUUUAAUGCAUCAUUUAAAAAUUUAUUUAAGCACAGAGUCCAUAUCGUGUCGUAGUUUCUGCGUAAGUUUUAAGCAUGCAGCUCUCCACCGUUAUAGACAAAUCGAAACAAGUGACACUAUUUCAUAGGCCAUUGUGUCUUUAAUUUUUAUAAAGUGUAUCGGUUUGACCAACUGCUGACUUCAAGUAAUGAGAACACUACAGCUGUAGUUACUCACUGUUCCAGAAUAAAUGUUAUCACAAAAACCCUA
Brienomyrus brachyistius is the source of this 6643-nucleotide messenger RNA. It is a transcript of the gene mylkb, whose product is annotated as myosin light chain kinase b. Gene Ontology annotation, molecular function: protein kinase activity; ATP binding; protein binding. NCBI's taxonomy places the organism in Eukaryota, Metazoa, Chordata, Actinopteri, Osteoglossiformes, Mormyridae. The transcript is spliced from 31 exons. The coding region runs from base 461 to 6034 and encodes 1857 amino acids. Gene Ontology annotation, biological process: protein phosphorylation. The record is from RefSeq and is a predicted model, not a curated record.